Messenger RNA from Etheostoma cragini (Arkansas darter), 2041 nucleotides. RefSeq names its product KISS1 receptor b (gene kiss1rb). Gene Ontology annotation, molecular function: G protein-coupled peptide receptor activity. Gene Ontology annotation, cellular component: membrane. The coding region runs from base 1 to 1110 and encodes 369 amino acids. The record is from RefSeq and is a predicted model, not a curated record. The transcript is spliced from 6 exons. NCBI's taxonomy places the organism in Eukaryota, Metazoa, Chordata, Actinopteri, Perciformes, Percidae. Gene Ontology annotation, biological process: neuropeptide signaling pathway.
AUGAUACUGGAACCAGCAGCCAAUCACAGUCCAGACUGUGGGUCUCUGUGCAACGAGUCCGCAGCUCUGGGGGGCCAGGGCCCACCGGUGCUGGUCGACGCCUGGCUGGUCCCCACUUUCUUCGGCCUCAUCAUGCUGGUCGGCCUGGUAGGGAACUCGCUGGUCAUCCAUGUGGUCACCAAGCACCAGCAGAUGAAGACCGUCACCAACUUUUACAUAGUAAACCUGGCCACAACAGACAUCUUCUUUUUGGUCUGCUGUGUUCCCUUCACUGCCACACUGUACCCACUGCCCAGUUGGAUCUUUGGAGAGUUUAUGUGCCAACUGGUGAACUACCUUCAGCAAGUGACGGCUCAGGCAACGUGCAUCACUCUGUCAGCUAUGAGUGUGGACCGCUGCUACGUGACCGUCUAUCCUCUGCAGUCACUGCGACACCGUUCCCCACGCAUGGCUCUGGCCAUCUCUGUGUCUAUCUGGAUAGGCUCCUUGCUUCUGUCGAUCCCCGUAGCCGUGUACCAGCGUCUGGAGGCAGGAUACUGGUUCGGUCCUCAGACGUACUGCAGUGAGAUCUUCCCCUCGGCCCGCCUGCAGAGAGCCUUCAUCAUCUACAGCUUCCUGGCUGUCUACCUGCUGCCCCUUCUUACCAUAACCGCCUGCUACGCCUUCAUGCUCAAGCGCAUGGGGCGACCCAGUGUGAAUCCCAUCGACAGCAGCUACCAUCUUCAGGCUCAUGCAGAGCGAGCAGCAGCGGUGCGGGCGCGAGUCUCCCGGAUGGUGGUGGUGAUGGUGGCCCUAUUCCUCGUCUGCUGGGGCCCCAUCCAGGUUUGCAUCCUCCUGCAAGCUUUUGGCCUCCGCAGUUACGUCCUAUACAAGCUGAAGAUUUGGGGUCACUGCAUGUCUUACUCUAACUCUUCCGUCAACCCGGUGGUUUACGCCUUCAUGGGCAACAACUUCAGAAAGGCCUUCAAGCACGCCUUCCCCGCCAUAUAUCUGUGGCGCACGAGGGCGAGAGUCAGGGUGGGAAACAUGGACGCAGAGGAGGGGGGAGAGACGGAUUGCCAGGCACCCAAGGGAGAAGCAGAGAUGCAAUUUCUUUCAUCUGGGCCCUAAAGGUCAUGCUGGGCAUUUGGACACUGUGCACUCAUUGUUUAUUUAUAGUUUGUUCUGGAGAUGAGAGCAGUCUGCUCUAUCUCUCUCUCUCUCUCACUCACACACACACACACACACACACACACACACACACACACACACACACACACACACACUCACACUCACACACACACGAGGAGCAAAACCUGCCAUGUGAUCUUUUAAAAGGACGAACCAAUCAAAUCAAGAGACUCUUGUGACCCUCACAAGCUGCAGAAACACAAUUAUCUAUGUCACAUUUUUGUCUGUACUGAUGCAGUCAGGGUCCUGGAUCUCCUGGUUGAAUCUUUACAGUUUCUCCAGUUGGUGAAGAAAAGUGUGUAGGACAAGUGUUCUGGGUUAAACACAUUUUCCAAACAAUACAAAUUCUGCAUGGUCUGUCCUGUUUUCAAGGAUUCACUGUCAUCUCCGGUUUCUUUUAUUUGUUCUUUUUCCAGUGUGUCCUGUUUUUAGUGUUCGAGUAAAAUCAGGUUUCACUGCACUGAAUUGUUUAUUGUGUGACCGUUAGUGGAGCUUUAUCUUUGUACAGAGUGGCUACAGAUUCUAGCUAUUCUUGUAAAACAAUUGUGAUUCAACUAAAUUCAACAUGUGUAGCAACAGAAUCAGCUUGAAAAAAGUGGAACAGCAUGCACAUAGAACCACUCUUAACUGUUUCUAGCAAAUUGUUUCCUUAUUCUGUUGUCUAAUGCUGUCCUGGUCUGUCCUCAGUGGGAGUGGGAUAAGAUGUAGUCAAUUUUCCUCUAAAGCCCCAAAACAUGCUUCUUUGCCUGUGAGUCUACAUUAUGCAGGUAAUGUCAAUGUCUGCAGUAGGAAGAACACUCUAGAAUAUACAUGGAAUAAGACAAUUCAUGAAAAUAAAUCUGAGAAUAAGUUAUUGCACUUUUUGACCAUC